Molecule: messenger RNA, 883 nt
Organism: Camponotus floridanus (Florida carpenter ant)
Lineage: Eukaryota; Metazoa; Arthropoda; Insecta; Hymenoptera; Formicidae
Gene: Lamtor4
Product: ragulator complex protein LAMTOR4 homolog
Exons: 3
Coding region: 339-653 (104 amino acids)
Biological process (GO): cellular response to amino acid stimulus; positive regulation of TOR signaling
Cellular component (GO): Ragulator complex; lysosome
Molecular function (GO): guanyl-nucleotide exchange factor activity
Source: RefSeq, a predicted model, not a curated record
CAAUUGUUACAAGAAACGUCUGAUACUUUAUGAGACACACGCGAGAUACGCUUUUUUGAACGUUUAAUAAUCGCGAAAAGAAUGGGACGAUCCGCUCGUCCGUCCAUCUGUCGUGGCGUCUUUUGUGACUAUAUUCAAAAUCUAUCGAAUAUUGCGAUUCUCGAAAUAUCGAAAAUUAUUGAGAGGGCGUCAUAGUAUAUGUGUGUACUUCAGCUUUGUUAUCUUUUACGCGAGGGACACAGAAAUUCUUGGAGACGAUCUUCGGUGCCAAGAGGCAUAUUUAUAUCAGUACUUGUACUUAUGCGUGACAUCUUGUCAUCUCGUUGUUAUCACACAAAAUGUUGGCAUUAGAACGUAUACCUGAUCAAACUGGAUACUUGGUAUUGACAGAGGAUGGUGCUGUAUUAACGUCUGGAGGAGAUUUGGAAAAUGAUGAGAGAAUAGCAAAUAUCAUUAGUAGUUUAGUCACAUUGACAAGUAAAGUUGAUCCCAAGGCGUUUCCUUUGAACAAUGCCUUUGAAAAAAUAUCAAUCAAUUAUAAAGAUCAUUGCUAUGUUAUAUGUCUUUCCAAUAAAAAGAUUUAUGUGGUGAAGAGGAAUCUACCAUCUCCAACUGCAGCAGACAUGGAAUUGCAACCUACCAUUGAGAUGUGAAUUAAAGUAAUUCAUGCAAGAUAAAUAAAUAUACUUUGUAAACUUUAAUAUAUUUAACGUACACAAGUUUAACAUCUUCAAUCAUUUGGAAAAAUUUAUUCAUUGUUAUGUAUUUAUCUAGAAAUAUGUCAUUUUUAAGAAUAAAGUUAGUGCAAUGUAUUGUGUAGUUUUAGAAAAGGGUAAAUGCUUUGUGUUAUUUGAUGUAAUUUCUUUCAAUUAAUAAUGUAGAA